Messenger RNA from Corythoichthys intestinalis (scribbled pipefish), 5772 nucleotides. RefSeq names its product RNA binding motif, single stranded interacting protein 1a (gene rbms1a). The transcript is spliced from 14 exons. Gene Ontology annotation, molecular function: poly(A) binding; mRNA 3'-UTR binding; poly(U) RNA binding. Lineage: Eukaryota; Metazoa; Chordata; Actinopteri; Syngnathiformes; Syngnathidae. Gene Ontology annotation, cellular component: cytoplasm; nucleus; ribonucleoprotein complex. The record is from RefSeq and is a predicted model, not a curated record. Bases 517 to 1653 code for a protein of 378 amino acids.
ACCAACACGAUAGGCGACGAGUUUUCUACGCGCCAACAAAUAAACCUCUCAAAUUUCCGCCCUCUCGGUUGGCGAAUUCAUUUAGACGACUUUACUCGUCGGCCCGCGUCACGUCACGCGGGGAAACGUCAAAUUGGGGUGUUUUACGGCGAGGCAGCGCAGACGGGGUUACGUCAAACACCCCCCGGAUACGAGAGAUGGUUUGGUCCGUAGUAGGUGGGACUGGCGAGCGGUCUGCACCAGGACGUCGUAGAUCAAUGAACCGAACCGGAGGCUCGCUCGAUAAACUGGCGUACAACAAACUGAGCAAACUGGAUAAAUGUGUCACUACUUAAGCGAAAGAGAGGGCACACGCGCUUUGUCGAACUUAACCAAGCCACUCAGUAUGCCGAUAUUUUAACCAGACGGGUUAUUUUCGAGCCUCACACGCCGCUUCCGACCGUUUUCAUUGGAUCUGCGAUUUUUUUUUAAAGGGGGGAGAUCUUGUCAAGAAAUCGAAUAUCUCUAACCUCCAGGAUGAUCUUUGCUAACACGGGCAACCCUCUGAAAGCUGCCACUCGCAAGCAGUGGUCCUCCUGUGCGCAGUCGUACCCCAUGACUCCGUCCAGUCCCAGCAGCAGCAGCAACAGCAGCAGCACGGGUCUGGAGCAGCUCAGCAAGACCAACCUGUACAUUCGAGGCCUGCCUCCCGCGACCACUGACUUGGACUUGGUCAAACUCUGUCACCAGUAUGGCAAGAUUCAGUCAGCGAAGGCCAUCUUGGACAAGACAACCAACAAAUGUAAAGGUUACGGUUUUGUGGACUUUGACAGCCCGGCGGCCGCUUUGAAGGCCGUCCACGCUCUGAAAACCAGCGGCAUUCAAGCCCAGAUGGCCAAGCAGCAACAAGAACAAGACCCCACAAAUCUGUACAUUUCCAACCUGCCUCUGUCUGUGGACGAGAAAGAGUUGGAGAACAUGCUACAUCCCUUCGGCCAAGUCGUUUCCACACGCAUCCUCCGCGACUAUGGCGGCAACAGCCGAGGCGUAGGCUUUGCCAGGAUGGACACCACUGAGCAGUGUAACGCGGUGAUCUCGCACUUCAAUGGGAAAUUCAUCAAGAUCGCCUCCGGAGCUCUGGCUCCCUCUCAGCCCUUGUUGUGCAAGUUUGCAGACAGUCAAAGAAAGAAACACGCUCACGGUGGAUUUGUUCCCAAUGGACAGACGGGAGAUCUCAGACUAGGUCCAAUGACUCUUACCUAUGAUCCCUCCUCAGCAGCUAUGCAGAAUGGGUACUAUCCGUCUCCAUAUCCGGUAACCAACCGGAUAAUGGCCGUGCAGCCUGCUAUGUCCCCCUACAUGUCUCCCGUCUCUGCGUACCAGGUUCAGAGUCACUCCUGGGUGGCACAUCAGCCGUAUAUCAUGCAGCACCCGGCUCCUGUGAUGUCUCCCUCUGUGGAUCCAUCAAUGUCACUGCACCCUACGACUAUGAUAACUCAGCAGAUGGGUCAGCUGUCCCUAGGAAACACUGGAGCAUACAUUGCAGCCAACCCGGGGGUCCAAGGUGCUUACAUGCCGCAGUAUCCGCCUCUGCCGGCAGCACCGGAAAACGGCACGCCACAACAAGUGGAUUCUUCCAACAACUCGUCCCCUUACAGUCAACUGAGCAAGUAACCACAGGCUCAGCGAUCCCUCAGCGAGCCAGAGGGUUGGUGGGCGUGGUCUAAUGACAUCACCGUUCUAGCAGCCCUCUCUGAUUGGACCAGACACAAACUUUUUUGCACAGCCCUUAUGCUUGUGUUGGAAAACGAGGACCGUGAAAAUGCACUCAAGCAGUCGGCUAAUCACAAAAAAAAGAUUUAUUUUGAUAAGAAACAACAAGCUCUUCAAGAUUUUCUCUUUUUUCAAGAAGGAUUCUCCAAUUCCAGAGGACACCCCUCUAGCUCCGCCCCCAUUCUCCACAGUAUGAUGUGAUCCGACAUGCAUGAGAUUGCCAUGUUUUUCCCCUCCACCGUUCUAGGUUUUUAUGAUUUUUUUAGCCACCCCCCCUGCAAAACCUGCUUUGCACUGACUUUUAAAGUUAAAAAAAAAUGUAGGGUUCCACAGUUGUCACAGAAAUCACAUGCUCGAAAGAAGUGACCACAUCAUCGGAAAAGGUGCCUUCCUUAACACCAUCUUCCAGCGUUUCUCAUUGAACUUAUCAGGUGUCAUAUUUGCCAUUUCCAUCUGAUUGAUCCCACACGGAAAAGUGUGUCGCUAUCUAGUCUUCUGGUAGCAAUAAAGACAAUGAGAGUCCCACGGCAAUACUGAAAAGGGGUAAAAGAAUAGUGACAAACUCACCAAGCGUAAUCCUUACUCUUCUCCUCUGUCUUUUUUAUUUUUAUUUUUAUUCCUGCCGAAAUGACAUCUGUUCGACGUGUUUUAUCCUUUUUUUUUUUUUUUUCCCUCUCAUGGUCAGUUUGACCGGUGAUCUACCUCAUGGUUCUGAGUCCACCGGUGUCGUUGGGUUUGCAGGUAAAGCCCUAUUUUUUGCACCGGGGUGGAUGAAGCAGAACAAAAGCCACGCUCGGGGAGCUGGCCAACUCGGACUUCAAGCGUUACGUCUUUUUCUUGCUCGCCCGCGCUUUGGAAAUGUUGUCACUUUGCUUCACCUUGAUUUGUCAAGUGUUUUGUGUUUUUUUUUCUCGACAAUGUGAGAGUAGUUUUCAUGCUCCUUUUGGAGCACGGGUGUCAAACUCACUUAGCAAAUAGUUGGUUUUCAUACAGAUAUAUGCUUAUUCACUGCCAUUGACGGCGAUAGACGUCCAAUACGUUUGAACUGGGUGUGCUGACAGCCCUCUCAAUUCAAAUGGACGUCAACUAGUGACAAACUAAUGUAUAUUCUAAUAAUAAAAUAUGAAUUCAACGUCUAGCAAUGCGUACAAGGUGUCCCAAAUGUUAUGGUUUAAAUUAUGAUUUGGGCAGAUUUGAUAUCAAUUUCAGGAUGAACCUAAAAUACAGUGUAACAUAGACCUCACUAUCAGUUGACGGGAAGCGGGGCCUAUUUUCAAAAACUUAAAAUUCAAAUAUUUUCAAAACCAAAGCCGCUAGCAACUUCAAACCAAAACAUACACCUCCCUUAGGCAUAUAUGAGCCUUCAUGAGAAGUGGCAUCCAAAAAUUCAAAAUCGUUCCCUAAUAAAAGCUCGAUUAUUAUUUUUAUAUAAGUAUGACAAAACUUAAAAUGGCCAUAAAAUUUGCAGAUUUUUACGCUAGAUGCACAAAAAUAACCAAAUGCAGAGAUAAUCACCUAUAUUUUCAGGAUGAAUAGCAAUAUUUACCAUACCAUAUAAGUUUUUGCCCAAAAUAAGGACAUAAAUGUAUUAGUGCAAUUUGGACACAAGUUUUCAACAGCUAAUAAAUCACUCAAUUUUCACUUCAGAAACGUAUACUUGAGAAAAGCAUGCAGAAUCAUCUUAAUUUUACUCAACAAAAGCAAAUUUUUGAUUUUUUUUUUUUUAUAUACAAUCACAACUUACUUAGGUUGAAUUCCGAUGUCACUGUUGCCUCACCACGUUUUGUCGUCUAUCUGGCCCUUCUCGUUUUUAGAUUGAAAUGUUACAUAGAACACGUAAAAGCCAUUUUUUUUUGUAUGGAUGCAGAAAUGUCUAAAUUACAAGUUUUUUUUUUUUUUUUUGCCCAAAAACUGGCAGUUGGCCAAAAAUUACCUGAUUAUUUGAAUGUUAAAGUUACACUAUUGUGUAUGGAUACAAAAUCCAACAUGUCGGCCAUUACAAAACAAAGAACUUUCAAAUUGAAAAUUCUUGUAAAUAAAUGCGUAAAUCCCAGCAUUUCUAUGAAUAUGAACGUAAAACAGCUUAGAUUGGGCAGUUAUAAUUCAUUUCACGUGAAUAUUUCGAGCUAAAGUUAAGCUAAUUUUUUCCCGCAAAAUUUCAAAGUGCAACCUGGUGCUAUUUCAUAUAAUAAUUACUUUGAAUCCUCGACCAAAUCACUCUUGAGACACUCGUGCCUGCUUGUAUGCACUAAAACUUUCGUCCUGUUUCCACCUAAAUCCGGCGUUUUGUUUGAGUUUAUCGCAGUGAAAGCUUCCAAGUCGCUCUGCCUGGCCCGGCCCCCUACGGGAAGCCGUGACGCAGUGUCUGUAGGAGCACUCUCGUCAACUGAUAGUGAAGUCUAUGAGUGGAAAUACAGUUUCCGUGCAAGGUUAUUGUCAUAAUGGACAAAAUGACAAAAAUUAGACUUACAGAAACUAGAAGAGCAUUCUGAGAGAACAGAUUUCUGCCUAAGCAGCCAAAUUCUAAGUGUCUCAAUCGCUGACCUUUAACCUUUGACCCAUUCUAUAAAGUCACCUACUUUAAUUGAAAUAGGAUAAUCUGUUAUCAAGUUAUUGUGAAAUUCCUUUCUGACCUUUGUGACCUAUGACCUCAUUACCCUUAAAUUUAUCUCAUGGACUGCCAUUGAUCAUUUGAUCGCUGCGAUUAAUUUUGCAAUUCAUAUAUACGUGAAUUGUAACGUAACAAGCGAUAAUGGAUUAAGUAUAUAUCACCGUCAUUGGACCUGAAACAUCAUUGGCAGUGAAUGAAUUAAUGAUCUGUCAAAUGAUUUUUUUAAUUUAUCAAUUUGAUUAAUUUGUUGAGUAAUUUUGGAAAUCUUCGAAUUCUAACAUUACCGGUUCAAAUGAUUGAGCAUCUUUGGCACCGUAACAUGAUCAUUGGCAGUGAACGAGUUAAUCGCCCCUUGUAUUCAUAUUACAAACAUAUCCUGCAAGUUUGAUAAUCCCCUUAUUUGUUCUUGGACUUUCUUGAACAAAAACAACUACUGGAAGUUGUAAAGUACUGAAUUAUGAAGAGUUGGACAUACAUUAAAAUUUGUGCAUUGAAAAUUUGGACAAAAGUUGAUAUUUCACCCCCCAAAAAGCUAGAAAUACCAAGAACUCAAGUAUUUUCCAGGACUUUUGAUUUGAAAUUGGUAAGACCUGAUUUGACUAUUAACUAUUUUUAUAGUUUUGUCACAAAAUCUCUGAUGGAAACCAAAACGAGAACAUGAGUUUGACACCUGAUUUAAUGAAUUAGUUGAGUUUAGCUCCGUCAGUCUUUUUCAGCAAAUAAAUGCAGACUUCCAUGCGUUUGUUUGAUGAACCUUAACAUACCACUCAACUACCACUAUCUGUUUUAAAGGUCACUACAGGUCAAACCCUUACUACAGCGGCAGAGUUGCUGUCAUUUACUCUUGGCUGCCAUUGACGACAAUAGACGUCCAAUUCAUUGGAACUAGAAGCUUCCAAUGGAUUGGACGUCUACUCGUGACAAACUUGUUUAAAAUCCAAAGGGCCACGUGAUUGGAUCGUCAAUGGCAUUGAAAAGGUUGAUGCAAAAAAAAGUUAAUAAUCAAUUGCAAUGAGUGGCACAUCUAUUUUUUUAAUGCGGGAUUAGAUUCCAAACUGCAAUUCGAAGUCACAAGGAAAGUAAUGCUUGCUGGCCAGUGCUAGAUCGGGUGUUUUGAUAUAAAUUGUCGGCCAAAUGUUUGCUUCACUUUAAGUUGUCUCGAGAUGAACUUUUCACUAUGACACAUGAAAAAGAAAAGUCAUAGCUACCAAGGUCAGGUUGUACUACUCAAGUACACAAUAUAAUAAGUGAUUUCACAUUGUGAAAUACUUAUUGCUGGGGGGGGAGGAUUCUUGUACAUUUGAACCCCAAUGUUCACCCUGUCACCCUCAACUGAUUCAAUCAUCUCCUUGCUCCCUCCUUUUAAAACAUUUGAAACCGUGCUGAAUAAAAGAAUGGUCUUUCUCUGA